Messenger RNA from Rangifer tarandus platyrhynchus (Svalbard reindeer), 606 nucleotides. The record is from the annotation of a GenBank genome assembly. Lineage: Eukaryota; Metazoa; Chordata; Mammalia; Artiodactyla; Cervidae.
AUGGCUGCAUUGGUGGGAAAGUGCUGCUGGGAGGGGGUGGUAGGUUAUAAAAGUCCCAGAAAAGGAAAACCUCAGGCGAUCACGGCCUCCAGCCUUAUCACAAAGGGCACGCUUGUCCAGGGCGGCUCAGGGGUCCUGAGUGAGCAGCGGGUGGGGCUUGGAGUGAUCCACGGGAUCCCUAGUGCCUCGGGGGACACGGAAGCCAGGGGCGGCCUGCCCCGAAAGGAGUGUGUGGCCUUUGGACCUCGUGCUUCCCAGGUGUCAGCCAGCCAGGCUGCAGAUCCGCACUUUGUGAGAGCCGCAAGCCGUCAGCCCGCCAUGUAUGUGUGCGUGCCUGUGUAUGUAGCCCCCGCCUCGGCUCCGUGCGGUUUGAACGCAUCUGCAGAGUCAGAGCCGGACACCCUGUCCUCGGCCUCGGUGAGCAGGGCUGCGCCCUCUGGUGGCGGCUGGCGGCGCUGCAGGCCCUCAGCACCGCGGGGCGAGGAGCGAGGACCCGCCCCUCACUUCCUCUCCGGGCUCCAGUGCUGGGAAGGGUCCUUCCUUCUCACGCCAGUCUCUGGUCUCUGGUCUCUACGCGAGAAAGCUACCCAGUUCAGCUGGAUCUGA